Messenger RNA from Chrysoperla carnea, 1263 nucleotides. RefSeq lists its product as uncharacterized. The transcript has 8 exons. Bases 1 to 1263 code for a protein of 420 amino acids. The record is from RefSeq and is a predicted model, not a curated record. NCBI's taxonomy places the organism in Eukaryota, Metazoa, Arthropoda, Insecta, Neuroptera, Chrysopidae.
AUGGAAACAACUACACGAAACAUCGUACUAUUUUAUGAAAUUAGUGAAAUAAUAAGUAAUUCACAAUUUCCUAAUAAAGAUCGAAUUGUGCGAAGGCGUUAUGUAAAAGGUGCUAAUCAUGCUGGAUACAAUGGAUUUCGUCGUCGUAAAUUACAACCAGUCAUAGAAAACUCAACACCAAAUAAUCGUGAUAGCAGAUUUUUAUCGAUUUUUACCGUGGUCCAAUUUGAAAAUCAAGAAUGUGUUUCAUCCUCCGGAGAUAAUGGUACUUGCUUAACUGAUAUCGAAUGUGCUAGUCGUGGUGGUGUUUCCAGCGGUCCUUGCGCAGGCGGUUUUGGUUCAUGCUGUUUAUUUAUGGCAACUUGUGGUGGAAUAGCUGCACAGAAUGGAACAUACUUUGUUAAUUCAGGAUAUCCAAAAAUGUAUGAUGGAACUGGAUCAUGCCAGUUAACAUUACAAAAAUUACAUCCAAAUAUAUGCCAAUUUAGGCUAGAUUUUGAUCAAUUUACAAUAAUGGGUCCUGAACCAGUAAAUAAUAUUUGUAAUAAUGAUCAGUUUCUUGUAUCAGGUGGAAACCCCGUACCAAUAAUUUGUGGUCGAAAUACUGGAAGUCAUAUGUACAUAGAUGCAGGUUUGGGCGUUAUUAAUCCAAUUACCUUAACAUUUGUCACGAGUGGUCCAUCGUUUCCCCGAUCUUGGAAAGUAAGAGUUUCACAAAUUGAUUGCAAUAGCAUUUAUCGAGGCGACGAAGGUUGUUUACAAUAUUACACAGGUAUUUCAGGAAUGGUUCAAAGUUUCAACUAUGAUCCAAAUACUGGCUUACAAUUAUCAAAUCAAGAUUACAGUAUAUGUAUUCGAUCAGAACGGAAUUUUUGUGGGAUUCAAUACACAGCUUGUGAAGAUGUAGAUCCAAUGAACAACAAUCGAUCCAGAGCCUUUACACUAUCGGGAAAUUCCAAUACAGCGGUGCAAGCUAUGGUUGGGAGCAGCCCUCCACCAAACGGAUGUAACGCUGAUUGGCUUGGAAUACCAUGUGCAACUAAUGUUGGUCGACCACCAAAUGCAAAUACUGGAUGUGUGGAUCGAAUAUGUGGUGGUACUUUUAGUGCCGAAAUUUCAUUAAUGCCAUCAACAGUAAUGAGUACAGUAAAACCACUUCGUUUAGUUUUCCACACGGAUAGUGUGGAAUCACCAACAGAUAUAAAUAAUCGUGGAUUUUGUUUGAACUAUGUUCAACAACCGUGUACAAAUGUUUCCGCGUAA